AUGCCGCGUUUGGAGGAUGAACCGGUUAUGUCUGACUUCGAAAGACAGCGUGCUGCGAAUAUCGCCGAGCGCGAUGCGCUCCUGAAAAAAUUGACACUUGAGGCCCGGUCGACAGGAAUAUUCGACAAACCGCGACCUUCAAAACCAUCGUCUCAAAAGAAGAAGCCUAUAAAAAAGGUCAAGAAAGAGCCAGAGGCCCCUGUACCUCGACGAGUGUCCUCCAGGCUCCGAGGCAUACCGGCCGAAAGCGAAGUUGCCAAACGCAAGGCUGAAGAUGAAUACCGAGUGCAAGAAGAGGCAAAGAGAAUGCGAGUUGAGGGAGACCUCAAUAUAGGCGAUAUUAUGGUGGGCGAUCAUAAAUGGGACGCGACAUCGUUUCUGGGAUCCGACCUUCUAAACUCGAGAAAUCGAUACCAAAGAACAUUCGGAAAAGAAGAAAUUCGAAAAACGACAAAUAAAGAUUUGAAAGACUUGAGAGAAAAUAUGAGUUCUUUAAAACUUUGGGAGCACUGGGAGCCGAACCGUAUUAAAAUUACGCCCGAGAGAGUGUACGCCAUGUUGUUUCACCCUACUGAAUCGAAGCCGCUUAUAUUUGCGGGUGACAAAACGGGAAAUCUAGGUAUUUUAGAUGCGUCGCAGACCCCAAUGAAGGAGGGUGAGGAUGAUGAGGACGACUCCCCCGAUCCCAUAAUCACUACCAUAAAGCCACACUCGCGCACAAUAAGUGCCAUGCAUAUUCAUGCAUCUGACGCUUCGAAACUAUAUACCGCCAGUUAUGACAGCUCCCUUCGGGCCUUAGAUUUGGAAAAGUCCGUGGCAACGGAAGCAUAUGCGCCGAGGUCCACAGCCGAUGACGAGCCACUCUCUGGUAUUGACACAGCACCAGAUGACCCUUCUGUUCUUUAUUUCACCACUCUAGACGGUUUUUUCGGUCGCUAUGAUACGCGCAUGGCAAGCAAUAAAACCACCCCCGACCUUUAUCAACUCUCGGAGAAAAAAAUUGGAGGAUUUUCACUUUGUCCUUCUGCACCGCAUUAUUUUGCCACUGCGUCCCUGGACAGGACGAUGAAGUUAUGGGAUCUGCGAAAACUUGAAAAGAAAGACCCACAACCCGUGGGUGAACAUGUGAGUUCUCUGUCAGUCUCACAUGCUGCAUUCAACCGGAGGGGACAAAUCGCAACCACUUCUUAUGACAAUACAGUCAAACUUUAUGAUUUGGAUGCAAAAGGCUUCAAAGAUUGGAAGCCAAAACAUACUCUUCCCGAGGAUGAUCUGGAGCCCGAUGCCGUGAUAAGACACAACUGCCAAACUGGAAAGUGGGUUACUAUCCUUCGCCCUCAAUGGCAAGCAUCCCCGCAAAGCCCUGUGGAGCGGUUUUGCAUUGGAAAUAUGAACAGAUUUGUAGAUAUAUAUUCCUCCUCGGGCGAGCAAUUGGCACAAUUAGGUGGUGACGGGUUAAUAACCGCUGUUCCUGCUGUUGCUGUCUUCCACCCGACCCAGAAUUGGGUUGCUGGAGGUAAUGCAAGUGGAAAGGUUUGCCUAUGGAUGUAA
Messenger RNA from Ophidiomyces ophidiicola, 1551 nucleotides. RefSeq lists its product as uncharacterized. Gene Ontology annotation, molecular function: protein binding; DNA binding. The record is from RefSeq and is a predicted model, not a curated record. The coding region runs from base 1 to 1551 and encodes 516 amino acids. Gene Ontology annotation, cellular component: nucleus. The transcript has 3 exons. Gene Ontology annotation, biological process: regulation of DNA damage checkpoint. Lineage: Eukaryota; Fungi; Ascomycota; Eurotiomycetes; Onygenales; Onygenaceae.